This is a messenger RNA of Desarmillaria tabescens, 1665 nucleotides long. Its product is annotated as FAD-linked oxidoreductase-like protein. The record is from RefSeq and is a predicted model, not a curated record. The transcript is spliced from 10 exons. The coding region runs from base 1 to 1524 and encodes 507 amino acids. NCBI's taxonomy places the organism in Eukaryota, Fungi, Basidiomycota, Agaricomycetes, Agaricales, Physalacriaceae. Gene Ontology annotation, cellular component: mitochondrion. Gene Ontology annotation, molecular function: FAD binding; proline dehydrogenase activity.
AUGGGCGGCGGCUAUUCAGCUCUAGGGAUUGGUGCGAUAUCUGGGGGGAUAUUGCUGGCAACCGGCUUGGGCCUAUCAUCGUCUUCUAUCCACGCCGAUAGCGAUAGUAACGAUUCUGCAGACAAGAAGACACCACUGCGUGAAUUGGUCCGGUCCUACAUAGUCUUCACGAUGUGCUCGUUCCCGACCUUGAUCGAUCUAUCCCCCACAAUGCUUGACGUACUCACCAGCAUUCCGGGUGUCAAGCAAGUAACAGAGGCUUUGGUUAGGGUUACUUUCUUCAAUCAGUUUGUCGGAGGGGAUACCGCUUUACAGACGCUUCCGCUACUGAAGAAUCUUCGCUCCGCUAACAAGGGAACAUUAUUUGCUUAUUCUGUAGAGGUUGACGAGCACGAGGCGACGGCAACGGCGUCACUGAAGAAGGUGUCGGAGCCUGUGCAUAAACGGAUAGUAAAUGAAAUGGUCAUUGCAUUGAUGUCGCCGCCGAUUUCGAGGAUGGCUAUCGUUGCGGGCGCAGCGGCAGGCCGGAGGACGUGGGUGGCAGUGAAACUGAGCGCGCUACUUCCAGACGCCAAUUCUCUGCUCCACUUAUUCGAAAGGCUCUCGCGUCACGGCCCAAAUCUCCCGUUCCGUUCCCUGGCUGUCCCUCACGCUAGUGAUCUCGACAUUCUCUACGCUCCGAUUGGUUCCAUCAAGAGCGAUCUAACUGAAGAUGACAUCAAAUCCCUCCGAGAGUUGCAUGCUGACCUUAUCGAAUCUGCAAACAUUAUCAUCGAUGCAGAAUAUAGGCAAGUUCUGCCGCCGCCAUCCGCUCUCAUGCGCGAGUUCAACAAACUGGGAGAAUCGAGCAGCGUACAGCCACUAAUAUACGGAACUUUCCAGGCAUAUCUCAAAAGGACCCCAUCCUUCCUCGAACAGUCCUUCAAAGAUGCCAAGGCCGGAAACUAUUCCCUCGGCGUCAAGUUAGUCCGGGGAGCCUAUCACCCUCACGAGACCACCGCCCACCAAGCCUUCCAAGCCGGCAAGACGUCCCUCUCGCUAUCAUCCGAUCCUCUCCCGCCUGUAUGGGCGGAGAAGUGGGAAACGGAUAAAUGCUACAACGAAUGCGCAAAGAUGCUUAUCGGGGAGCUGAAGCAGGAUCUAGGAGGGAAGGCUCAGACGAUGGGGAUCUUAUUCGGGACACAUAAUUGGACGAGCUGUGAUUUGAUUUUAACGGAGUUGGUGGGGAGGGGACUGGCGAAGCGUGUAGAGGGAGAUGUUGUGAGUUUAGGUGAUGAGGUUACGGAGAGACUAACGAUUGGGCAACUUUUUGGUAUGGGUGAUGCUUUGACUGAUUACUUGGUAGAGAGGACGCGAUCGAGUACUCCCAUGAUCAUCAAAUAUGUUCCGUAUGGUGCUAUGUCAGAGGUGAUGCCUUACCUGUCACGGAGAGCAAUUGAGAACAAGUCGGUUCUCGGAGACGGACAAGCAUCUGAAGAGAGACGGAGAGCGGGGUCACAAAUUUGGAAGCGUAUAUUUGGGUAGGUUUAUCAGUACAAGAUUUGGGUGGAUUGAAGUGGCCAGUGCUAGUGUGGUAUAAAACCUGUUUCCUCUAUACCUUCAUAGACAAAUGAAUAACCAAUGACAGAAGAGCAAUAAUAAUUGCAAUGAGUACUAGAAUGAGCC